Aspergillus ruber CBS 135680 is the source of this 2451-nucleotide messenger RNA. Its product is annotated as UDP-Glycosyltransferase/glycogen phosphorylase. The transcript has 5 exons. NCBI's taxonomy places the organism in Eukaryota, Fungi, Ascomycota, Eurotiomycetes, Eurotiales, Aspergillaceae. Gene Ontology annotation, molecular function: UDP-glycosyltransferase activity; hexosyltransferase activity. Bases 1 to 2451 code for a protein of 816 amino acids. The record is from RefSeq and is a predicted model, not a curated record. Gene Ontology annotation, biological process: carbohydrate metabolic process.
AUGGCAAACACACACAAUGCCAAUCCUGUCGACAACAACUGGGACCCUCCUCCACCCUACGAGGCGAUCUCCCCUGCAAAUCUAAACACAGCGGACUUGCCUUCCUCAUGCGUCCCGCCCUAUCCCGCUGCACCUCUUCCAGAAGUCUUGACUACCAAUGAUGGACGCGUGGAUGUCCGAGUUGGACAAAGAUUCAGCCGGAACGUGGAAUGGCUGAUGCGCCACAGCAGCGCCAGACAACCCACAGACGAACGCGAAACAUCUAGACAACGUCUCCGUCCAACAUGGAUCAUCAAACUCAACAUUGUCAUCCAAGUUGUCGGCAGCCGCGGCGACGUGCAACCCUUCAUCGCCCUCGGUGCAGAACUCCAAAAACACGGCCACCGCGUCCGACUAGCCACACACUCCACAUUCGAACACUUUGUGGCAAACAAUGGUCUCGAAUUCUACCCCCUCGGUGGUGAUCCCGCCGAACUAAUGUCCUACAUGGUCCGCAAUCCGGGCCUCAUUCCAAGCAUGAAAAGCCUGCGGGCAGGCGACAUCCAAAAGAAACGUGCCAUCAUCACACAGAUCUUGCAUGACUGCUGGCAGUCAUGCAUUGAACCUGAUCCACGUUCCGGGGAACCGUUUGUAGCAGAUGCGAUUAUCGCGAAUCCGCCUAGUUUCGCGCAUGUGCACUGUGCGCAGGCGCUGGGUGUUCCUGUUCAUCUCAUGUUUACGAUGCCGUGGACGAGUACGAGAGAGUUUCCGCAUCCGUUGGCGAAUUUGAGGUAUUCAGGGAGUGAUCCGAGUUUAGGGAACUUGGUUUCGUAUCAUUUCGUAAAGUGGAUAACUUGGCAGGGUCUAGCAGAUUUGAUCAACGGUUGGAGGAAAGACGUUCUGGAACUGGACCCUGUACCAGCUACAGAAGGGCCGAAUCUUGCAGAGACGCUGCAGGUGCCGUUCACUUAUUGCUGGUCUCCGGCUUUGGUUGCGAAGCCGCCGGAUUGGGGUUCCCAUAUAGAUGUAUGCGGGUUCUUUUUCAGAGAACCGCCUGCCUACGAACCACCGGCAGACCUUGUCGAAUUCAUCAACGCUGGUGAUACACCAAUUUACAUCGGUUUUGGGAGCAUCGUGGUCGAAAAUCCGGAGAAAAUGCUGUCUACUCUUCUACAAGCAGUUGAAGUGACCGGUGUACGAGCCAUCAUCUCCCGUGGAUGGUCUAACUUUGAAGCCCCUGGGAAUUUGAAUAUAUAUUCCCUCGGAAACUGUCCUCACGAGUGGCUGUUCCAGCAUGUGGCUGCUGUAGUGCAUCAUGGCGGCGCUGGUACGACCGCUUGUGGGUUGCGGUAUGGGAAACCGACCACGAUAGUCCCAUUUUUUGGAGAUCAAGCGUUCUGGGGGAGCAUCGUAGCUUCCGCAGGCGUGGGCCCGAGCCCUAUUCCACAGAAGUCUCUCACGGCAGAGAACCUGGUGGAUGCAAUUAAGUUCUGUCUAACUCCUUCUGCUGCAACUGCAGCGCGGGAUCUGGCUAGAAAAAUUAAUCGGGAAUCUGGAGUCCGGGCUGCAGUCGACUCAUUCCACGCUCAUCUCCCGCGGAACGAGAUGCAAUGUGAUAUACUUCUGGACCAACCUGCUGUCUGGAGGAUCAAACGGGGGAAGACAAUAGUACGAUUGUCAAAACUGGCAGCUUGUGCUCUGGUAAGCGAAGGACGUCUUCAGAGAAAGCAUUUAAAACGUCUCGAAACAAAGCCCAUCAUAAUCGAUAUCCGACGAUGGGACCCUUUCACGGCCAUCUCAUCAGCCUCACUGUCAACAAUGAGCGGCAUGGCCGAUGCCACAGCAGGCAUAAUCCUCGACCCGUACCGCGAAUACAAACGCCACCGAUCAAUAUCAAACCCGGAAGACACACCCACCACAGAUCCCCAAACCGGCAAUCCAAACCACGCCCGCCAAAUGCUGCUCCUCUCAGUGAUCAGCCUAGGCAAAUUCCUUGGCCGCGCCUCCCGCGGCGCCCUCCUCGACCUUCCCCUCGCCGCAACAGAAGGCAUGCGGUCCCUCCCGCGGCUCUACAGCGACCCCGUACGCAACCAAAACCCCAUAGUAUCCUUCGAAACCGGUGCGGCGGUUGCUUGGUCGACAUUCACGCAUGGCAUCUACGAAGGCGUCACAGAUAUCUUUGUGCAUACGUACCGUUCGAAGAGAGAACAGGGUGCGCUAGGCGUUGCGAAGGGGUUGACGAAGGGACUUGUUAGCUUGACGGCGAAGACUGGGAGUGCGACGAUGGGGUUAGUUGCGUAUCCGAGUCAAGGGGCUUAUCGGGGGUUAAGGAGUGGUUUUAAGAGGAGGGUUUGGGAUAGGAUUUGGGAGAGUAGGUGGGUUGAGGGAGAAACACUUCUUGGGCGGGAAGUAUGCGAUGUAGAGAGGGCUUGUGAAGUUUUUGAUGAGGCCAUGUGUUCGAGGGAGGUAUAG